AUGGACUUCGCCAACGCCGCGACCAGCGGUGGAAGUCGUGGGCGGCCCGUUGCGGCGCCCGCGCUGCUGCUGUCCGCGGCGGCGGCGCUGGUCGUGGCGCUGGCGGCGGGCCCGCAGGAGGAAGUUGCUGCGGGGAAGGGCCCAGACUUCUUCGGCCUCCUGUUCAAUCUCAAGGAGGAGGAGAGGGACAUCAGGAAAUCCGAGGAGGUGAUCCAGAAGGAUCGUUAG
This is a messenger RNA of Prorocentrum cordatum, 228 nucleotides long. NCBI's taxonomy places the organism in Eukaryota, Dinophyceae, Prorocentrales, Prorocentraceae. The record is from the annotation of a GenBank genome assembly.